Molecule: messenger RNA, 2046 nt
Organism: Gavia stellata (red-throated loon)
Lineage: Eukaryota; Metazoa; Chordata; Aves; Gaviiformes; Gaviidae
Gene: ZBTB16
Product: zinc finger and BTB domain containing 16
Exons: 6
Coding region: 1-2022 (673 amino acids)
Biological process (GO): negative regulation of transcription by RNA polymerase II; regulation of immune system process; regulation of cytokine production
Molecular function (GO): RNA polymerase II cis-regulatory region sequence-specific DNA binding; DNA-binding transcription factor activity; protein binding
Source: RefSeq, a predicted model, not a curated record
AUGGAUUUGACUAAGAUGGGCAUGAUCCAGCUGCAGAACCCCUGCCACCCCACCGGGCUGCUGCACAAAGCCAACCAGAUGCGCCUGGCGGGGACGCUGUGCGACGUGGUCAUCAUGGUGGACAGCCAGGAGUUCCACGCGCACCGGACGGUGCUGGCCUGCACCAGCAAGAUGUUCGAGAUCCUCUUCCACCGCAACAGCCAGCACUACACCCUGGACUUCCUCUCGCCAAAGACGUUCCAGCAGAUCCUGGAGUACGCGUACACCGCCACCCUGCAGGCCAAGGUCGAAGACUUGGACGACCUGCUCUACGCCGCCGAGAUCCUGGAAAUCGAGUACCUGGAGGAGCAGUGCCUGAAGAUCCUGGAGACCAUCCAGGCCUCCGAGGACAACGACGCCGAGGUCGCCAUGGCCGAUGGAGGCGCCGCCGCCACCGAGGAAGAAGAGGAGAGGAAGUCAAGGUACAUCAAGGGCCUCUUCGCCUCCAAGCCCACUGGCGAGGAGAGCAACUACGCCGGUGUGGCCGGCCAGAGCCUGCCGGCGGCUGCGGUGGAGCAGAGCCCCUCCGCCUCCGCUUCCUUCGGCCCCCUCUCCGCCAUGAGCCCCACAAAGGCGGCGGUGGACAGCUUGAUGACCAUCGGGCAGUCGCUGCUGCAGGGCGCCCUGCCACCCGCCACCCCCGAGGACUCACGCCCCGCUGCUGCCCGCCGCCCCCCUGGCCUCGCUGAGGUCAAAACCGAAGCGAUGCAGGUGGACGACACCUCCAGCCGCGACAGCCCCCGGACGGCCGAGCCCGGCGCCUCCGGUGGGGAGAAGCCUGAUGAGAAGGGCAAGGAAGGGCCCGGCACCCCGACCCGCGGCAGUGUCAUCACCAGCGCCCGCGAACUGCACUACGCCCGCGAGGAGGGCACUGAGCCGCCACCUGAGCCCGGCCAGGGGCUGCCGCUGGGGCCGGAGCCAUCCGCUGCUGCUGCCCAGGGCGAGAAGCCCCUGGGCAUCUACUCCCUGCUGCCGAACCACAAGACUGAGCCGGUGCUCGGCGUGCCGCCCACCGUGGCGUCUGCCCUGCACGUGCAGCCGGCCCUGGCCGUCUCCAUGGACUUCAGCGCCUAUGGGGGGUUGCUGCCCCAGGGCUUCAUCCAGCGGGAGCUGUUCAGCAAGCUGGGGGAGCUGGCAGCCGGCAUGAAGACGGAGAGUAGAGCCCUGGGUGAGCAGUGCAGCGUGUGCGGGGCAGAGCUGCCGGACAACGAGACCCUCGAGCAGCACAGGAAGCUGCACAGCGGGAUGAAGACUUACGGAUGCGAGCUGUGUGGGAAGCGGUUCCUGGACAGCUUGCGGCUGCGAAUGCACUUACUGGCUCACUCAGCGGGCGCCAAAGCCCUGGUCUGCGAUCAGUGCGGCGCCCAGUUCUCGAAGGAAGACGCCCUGGAGACGCACAGGCAGACACACACUGGUACAGACAUGGCCGUUUUCUGCCUGCUGUGCGGCAAGCGGUUCCAGACGCAGAGCGCCCUACAGCAGCACAUGGAGGUGCACGCCGGGGUGCGCAGCUACAUCUGCAGCGAGUGCAACCGCACCUUCCCCAGCCACACCGCACUCAAGAGGCACCUCCGCUCCCACACAGGCGACCACCCCUACGAGUGCGAGUUCUGCGGCAGCUGCUUCCGGGACGAGAGCACGCUGAAGGGCCACAAGCGCAUCCACACCGGCGAGAAGCCCUACGAGUGCAACGGCUGCGGCAAGAAGUUCAGCCUCAAGCAUCAGCUGGAGACCCACUACCGGGUCCACACAGGCGAGAAGCCCUUCGAGUGCAAGCUGUGCCACCAGCGCUCCCGGGACUACUCAGCCAUGAUCAAACACCUUCGGACCCACAACGGCGCUUCCCCCUACCAGUGCACCAUUUGCCUGGAGUACUGCCCCAGCCUCUCCGCCAUGCAGAAGCACAUGAAGGGCCACAAGCCAGAGGAGAUCCCCACCGACUGGCGGAUAGAGAAGACCUAUCUCUACCUCUGCUACGUCUGAGGGAGGAGGCGCAGGGGCGGCGGG